This is a messenger RNA of Emiliania huxleyi CCMP1516, 962 nucleotides long. RefSeq lists its product as hypothetical. The coding region runs from base 17 to 568 and encodes 183 amino acids. NCBI's taxonomy places the organism in Eukaryota, Haptophyta, Isochrysidales, Noelaerhabdaceae. Gene Ontology annotation, biological process: centriole replication; mitotic cell cycle. Gene Ontology annotation, cellular component: centriole; centrosome. The record is from RefSeq and is a predicted model, not a curated record. The transcript is spliced from 6 exons. Gene Ontology annotation, molecular function: calcium ion binding.
CUAGGCACGGGCGGCGAUGUCACGGCGACCAAACGCGGGCGGGAAGGGCAAGCCCGGCAAGUCGGAGCUGACUGAGGAGCAGAAGCAGGAGAUCCGCGAGGCAUUCGACCUGUUCGACACCGACGGCUCGGGCACUAUCGAUGCCAAGGAGCUCAAGGUGGCGAUGCGCGCGCUCGGCUUUGAGCCGAAGAAGGCGCGCCGCCGCCUCCGCCCUCCGGGCCGCCGCGACGCCGCCUGUGAGCGGCGGGAGGAGAUCAAAAAGAUGAUUGACGAGAUCGACAAGGACGGCUCGGGGACGAUCGAGUUCGACGAGUUCCUGCAGAUGAUGACCCAAAAGAUGGGCGAGAAGGACUCGCGAGAAGAGAUCCUCAAGGCCUUCCGCCUCUUUGACGACGACGACACGGGCAAGAUCACGUUCUCGAACCUCAAGCGGGUGGCCAAGGAGCUCGGCGAGAACAUGACGGACGAGGAGCUGCAGGAGAUGAUCGACGAGGCGGACCGGGACGGCGACGGCGAGAUCAACGAGGAGGAGUUCCUGAGGAUCAUGAAGAAGACAUCCCUCUACUGAGGCGCCACUCUCCCCCCACAUGUGAACCCUUGUGCAUGAUCGCCGCGCCUGGCCGCCGCAACCACAGGCCUAGGGCCUUGCUCCGGUGGGCACCGGGACCAGGCGCCGCCUCGAUGCACCCAGGACAGCCGGAGAGCUCCCAUGCACUCUGCGCGAGUGCGCGAGGUCCGAGGUCCGUGGCAGCAAGAGAGGCGUACGUUUGCACGCGUGGGUCCUGGCAGGGAGCGGGCGCGUUGCCACCGCCUUCUUGAGCGCAGGUGGAGUUGGGUCGCGACUCUUACACUCGAUCGGGCACCCUUGUUGCAUCUUAAUCCCCAAUUCCUUGCGUUGCUCCUCCGGGUCCGCCAUCCUGUGUAGUGAGAGGAGAGAGAGGCUUAAAAUGAACAACUUUAAC